AUGGCAGUAGGCUCGCUAGCCGAUGCUCCCAAGGACCUCCUCAAAGAGAUCAAGCACCUUGAGGAGCUGUUUACUGUCGACACUGCAAAGCUCAAGGAAAUCACGCAUCACUUUAUAGGAGAGCUUGAAAAGGGACUGAGCGUUGCGGGGGGGAGCAUUCCCAUGAACCCAACAUGGGUCAUGUCCUACCCGAGCGGUUACGAGACCGGAACCUUCCUGGCCCUGGACAUGGGCGGCACCAACCUGCGCGUGUGCCAGGUCACCUUGACGGACCAAAAGUCCGAAUUCGACAUUAUCCAGUCCAAGUACCGCAUGCCCGAGGAGCUGAAAACGGGCGAGGCCGACGAGCUCUGGGGGUACAUUGCCGACUGCCUGAUGCAGUUCAUUGAGACACACCACGGUGACACCUCCAAGCUAGAUAAGAUUCCGCUCGGCUUCACCUUCUCGUACCCCGCUACACAAAACUACAUUGACGAGGGCAUCUUGCAGCGGUGGACCAAAGGGUUUGACAUUGCCGGAGUCGAGGGCCACAAUGUGGUGCCCAUGUUCGAGGCAGCCCUUGCACAGCGGGGUGUUCCCAUCAAGCUGACUGCGCUGAUCAACGACACCACCGGCACGCUGAUUGCGUCUGCAUACACCGACCCCAAGAUGAAGAUUGGCUGCAUCUUUGGCACAGGCUGUAAUGCCGCGUAUGUCGAGGACUGCGGUUCGAUCCCCAAGCUCGCCCACUUGAAUCUCCCUCCUGAGACGCCAAUGGCCAUCAACUGCGAGUGGGGAGCCUUCGAUAACGAGCACAAGGUUCUACCUCGCACUCCGUACGACGAGGCGAUUGACCAGCAAUCGCCUCGUCCUGGCCAGCAAUCGUUCGAAAAGAUGAUUGCAGGCUUGUAUCUUGGAGAAAUUUUCCGCUUGGUUAUGGUCGAUCUGCAUGACAAUAGUGAUACCCACAUCUUUGCUGGCCAGGACAUCUCAAAGCUUCGCCGGCCCUAUACCUUGGACUCUUCGUUCCUGUCUGCUAUUGAGGAGGAUCCGUUUGAGAAUCUCUCCGAGACUUUGGAUCUGUUCCAAACCAAGCUGAACAUUACUCCCAAUCUGCCCGAGCUCGAGCUCAUCCGCCGGACAGCCGAGCUUAUUGGCACGCGCGCAGCCCGCCUUUCGGCCUGCGGCGUUGCCGCCAUCAGCCUCAAGAAGGGCUACCACAACUGUCACGUGGGCGCCGACGGUUCGGUAUUUAACAAAUACCCGCACUUCAAAGCCCGCGGGGCGCAGGCACUCCGUGAAAUCCUCGACUGGCCGGAGAAGACCGACCCUAAGGAGGAAGACCCCAUUGAGAUCCUGGCUGCUGAGGACGGAAGCGGCGUGGGCGCUGCCCUCAUCGCAGCCCUGACGCUGGAGCGCGUCAAGAAAGGAAAUAUGCAUGGCAUUCUUCACCCGGAGAACUUCAAAUAG
Molecule: messenger RNA, 1449 nt
Organism: Canariomyces notabilis
Lineage: Eukaryota; Fungi; Ascomycota; Sordariomycetes; Sordariales; Chaetomiaceae
Exons: 5
Coding region: 1-1449 (482 amino acids)
Biological process (GO): mannose metabolic process; carbohydrate phosphorylation; glycolytic process
Cellular component (GO): cytosol; mitochondrion
Molecular function (GO): glucokinase activity; fructokinase activity; ATP binding
Source: RefSeq, a predicted model, not a curated record